GCUAAGUAACAAGCGUGUGAGUAGCUGUUGCUGUUGCCCGUGUUUGGCGAUAUUGACGAACUUUGGGAUCAAUUAAGAAUCAUCGGAACAUAUAUAUCCAGAAUAAUAAUCUUUGGUAAUAAUUAAGUCAAGAUGUCAGAAGAGGUUUCCGUGAAGCCUCCCUAUGAGGUGAUCAACUUAGCGACUCUGCCGAAUUUAAAUAUCCAACAACUGACAAUGUUUAAACAACAAUUGGACAAGGAGCUCGAAGUGUUUCAGGAUUCUUUGCAUACUUUAAAGAUCGCGCAAAGCAGAUUUCAAGAAUCGGGUGCUUGUCUCGAAAAAAUUACGGUGGCCACCGAAGGUAAUGAAAUACUAGUACCUUUGACAGGCUCUAUGUAUGUGACUGGAAAGCUGGCCGAGGCAAAUAAUGUGAUUGUAGAUGUUGGUACUGGUUAUUAUGCAAAAAAGAGUGUUGACGAUGCAAAGGAUUAUUUUAAAAGAAAAGUUGAUUAUGUGACAGAGCAAAUGGAAAAGAUCCAGCAGGUUGGAAUUGAAAGAACCAAAUUGAGAGAAGCAACAAUGGAUAUAAUAGAUGCAAAAAUUCAACCUCAUUGGGAAAAAGAUCGUGGAUUAGGAUUACGAAAGUGAUAAAAUUUAAAUGACGAUUUUAUUUUACAUACAUUUCAUCAUAAAUAAUUUGUUAUUGUUUGCAUCUAUUUGGAAAUCUUUGUUGAAUCCAAUGGCUCUGAGAUAUUACAUAUGAAUGCAAUUGAUUCCAUGUACAAUAGUAAUAAGAUGAUUUUAUUUAAUCCAA
Messenger RNA from Cataglyphis hispanica, 796 nucleotides. It is a transcript of the gene Pfdn5, whose product is annotated as prefoldin subunit 5. The transcript has 2 exons. The coding region runs from base 133 to 630 and encodes 165 amino acids. Lineage: Eukaryota; Metazoa; Arthropoda; Insecta; Hymenoptera; Formicidae. Gene Ontology annotation, cellular component: cytoplasm; prefoldin complex. The record is from RefSeq and is a predicted model, not a curated record. Gene Ontology annotation, biological process: regulation of DNA-templated transcription; protein folding.